Haliotis rubra (blacklip abalone) is the source of this 3182-nucleotide messenger RNA. Its product is annotated as cell death abnormality protein 1-like. NCBI's taxonomy places the organism in Eukaryota, Metazoa, Mollusca, Gastropoda, Lepetellida, Haliotidae. Bases 784 to 1617 code for a protein of 277 amino acids. The transcript has 12 exons. The record is from RefSeq and is a predicted model, not a curated record.
AAGAAGUUGAUCACCCAUAAAGUUUUGUCAUUCCCGCUGUGCAUGGUGAACAUGUUCCUACCCGACUGCCUUAUGUGAAGGUGACACGAUACUUUACGACAUACGACAGUAGGCUACACACAUACAUGUAACACAUAUCCUCCUAUGUACCUGGGGGGUACUGGACCUGUCCGAUGUUUAACUAUUUACAAGUCAUGUGAAGGCCCAAAGAAGAGAGAUGUCGUGAAAAACAGAGAAAUGAUGAUACCAUGUAUUUAGAAUAUAUGCUUCUUGCCGUUAUUCUAUUUGUGGCCAGUGCUCUUCAGUGUCAGUGGGGAAAGUUUGGUGACAACUGUGAACGAAACUGCUCCUGCCACUGCGCCCUCGUGAAAAACAGUACGGCAAAACAUUGCAGGAAAUCAACUGGAGAGUGCUCAGAGGGGUGUAUUCCUGGGUCGUAUGGUAUAGAUUGCACGAAAAACUGCAGUGAAAACUGUCUCAACAAGAUAUGUAAUCAACAUAACGGUCACUGCACCCAAGGCUGCAUAGAAAACUACAAAGGAGUUUUCUGUAACAUUUCCAAAGAUUUCAGUAAUCCAGACACCUGUACCAGGAAUUCAGCUCAACCUACCUCGGUCGUGAUCCUUGGAAGCUGUCUUGGUUUUUCAGUGCUGUUGAAUAUCAUUCUUUGUGUGCGAUGUUGUGUGGUGUCGUUUAGAAGAAGACUGAAAACAAGUAAAGGGAGACGGAACCCAAAUAAGGAGUCGGAAAAUCAGAAACACGAACAUUGUAUACCUUUACAAGAUGUCACCUCGACGUAACAUUUGCUGUAUCCUAACAGUUGCAGUUUACCUCGCUUCAAUUCUAGCAUCUCCGAAUUGCAAAAACUGUCUGUUUGGAAAGUGUGAUGAAGACGGAAAAUGUACUGACGGGUGUGAACCAGGCUAUGCUGAUAUAUACUGUCAGCAUCCAUGUCAGGAGACCUGUUCAAAUGGCAGGUGUUUUGUGGACAACCACACAGGAAAGACAAUGUGUACAGAGGGAUGUGUUGAUGGCUUCUGUUACCCUGCAUGUAGGAUACCUUGUCCUGAAGGCUGUCUACGUUGUAAGCGUAUGGUUUGUGAAAACUGUACACUUUGUGAGGGUCACUUGUAUGGAACAAGCUGCCAACACUCGUGUGUUGAUAAGUGUAACGGCUAUGCAUGUGGUAUACAGGGAAACUGCUCACAAGACAAAUGUAUGGAUGGUCGGUACGGCAAGUUAUGCAGUAAGUCAUGUAAACCGAGGUAUGAGUCAUGUCACCAAGAGAGUGGACAAUGUAUUAAAUGCCGGAAAGGGUUAUUCGGCGACGACUGUCAGCAUCACUGUUCACACGAAUGUCUAUCAAGGGAAGAAGAUGAAAUGUUCAGGUGCAGUUCGGGAUGCACGCUGUGCGAGUUACCAUCUCAUACUGAUUCUAAGAAAGAUCCGGCAUGUACAGACAAUGGCAUGGAGGCCAGAAUUAACUCUACCCUUGGACUAUGUAGCGCUGUGCUGUUGAUCGCUGUGACAAGUCUUUGCCUUAACAUCAUAGCCCUUCGGAGAUCUGCGAGCCAAGACGACUAUAGGUUAGCCCGGGCUGAAUUCCGUCGCAGUUGAUCAGACUACACAACGUACUGAAGCUGAACAGUCAAUCCACAAACUGCCUUACACCAGUAAUUUACUCUCAGCAAACUAUUCUCAGCUCAAGUUGUCUUGCCUGAUCGACUAUUCUUCUUUCUGCUGUAUGAAGGAGUCUUCUCGGAGCCCAAUGAUAGUAAUUGACAUUCCCAAAGUAGGGAUAGUUACUGGCAAGAAGGCUUGUAACUCACGGUAAUCAGCUGCGUCAACCCAAGUCAGUUGAGACGACCUCACAAAUUCCUAUCUCAGUGGAUUUGUGGAAUAUAUAUUUUACAGGUAUGCAGAUAAUUUCAGGAUAUGACAUUAUAUAAUUUGCAAGAAACUAUGUAAACUCAUAUUGGAUUAAAAUCAGAAAUGACAGAAUCAGCCAUAGGUGACAUUACAACUUCAACAGAUACCAAUGAUGACUGGCCAACAAUUGAACAUAUAGAUUCGUAUAAAAUUUAGUAUCUGAGCGCAUUUGUACAUAUGAACUAUAUCAUAGGUAAACUAUCCAUCACAAAAUGCUUUUAAAAAGUCACUUUUUAACAAUAAUUACACAGGAUUAUUUAUGGACUAUGAAACAACUUGGAAUAUUAACCAACAGACAGUUCUAAAGAGUGGUCAAAUUCGAUAAGAAGGAGUUAGAUGGGCACAAUCGAGACUCCUAUCCCCUCAGGUUCAACUAUAGUGAUUCAUUUUACUGUUGUCUAACUGCAAUGUUGUCUACCAAAUGUGCGCUCCCAAGUUCAAUUGUGAUUAAAUAUGGCUCAGUGUUUCAGCUCAUCUCAAGUUUUUGUCCUAAACAAAUAUGGUUAUUCACAAACACAGGGUUCUUCCCGUAACGAAAAUAUUGUAUUCAAUAACGUGUUAUCACGGUGCAUAUUUUUUUGUAUUCAGAUAUGUUAUUUGUGCUAUUUCAACCAUAUCGUUUUAUUGCAAUGUCUUUACGCUUUCAAAUAAUGCUUUCUAUGUGAUUUUGUAUUUGCUUUUAAUUAGUCGACUUAUGUGCGAUUCAAGAUCGAAAUAAAUAAGAAUGAUCUUCAUUCCUGAGUCAAGCAAAGGUACUUAAAUACUUAAAUCAAAUACUUAUCCUUAUGAUCAUCUUUAAAAUUAUCAAUGACAUUUCUUGUGGAAUUUUCAGCUUUGUACACCGCAACUUAAGGGGAAACCUUAUUCCCUGUUUCGUUGUCUCUAGAACUGAUGACCAGAGUUACAACUCCAUGUUCAGAUGUACGAGAACUUGGUCUGUGAAAUUCUGUGUAGGGAAGCAGCAUUUCAGAGACAUGGGUUUAUGAUAUGGAUGAAAGCAUACGAAUGUUCUCAUGAUUACUGAAAUGAUUUUAUCGAUAACAACCUCUUGUUUAUUGCGCGACGCCUCGAUGUAGAUUAUUACACCGUUUUUAAGCUAAACGUUGAAAUAAACAAAAAUUGUGCCUUAUGCUUUUUAAAACAGUUGUAUUUCAAGUUAUAGCAUGUGUAUUACCUUUGAACAUUAAUACAUUUCAUUUGUUGUUUUGCUACUUUAGUUAUGUUUUUUGAUAGAUUAAAAAUAGUUUAAUUUA